This is a messenger RNA of Pieris brassicae (large cabbage white), 1828 nucleotides long. RefSeq names its product proton-coupled folate transporter-like. The coding region runs from base 354 to 1763 and encodes 469 amino acids. The record is from RefSeq and is a predicted model, not a curated record. Gene Ontology annotation, biological process: transmembrane transport. Gene Ontology annotation, molecular function: transmembrane transporter activity. The transcript is spliced from 8 exons. Gene Ontology annotation, cellular component: membrane. Lineage: Eukaryota; Metazoa; Arthropoda; Insecta; Lepidoptera; Pieridae.
CGCAAAUAACCCGCAUGAGCCUGCUACACAGUUCCUAGUACAGCGCCAUUAAUGAAUCAUUGACGGAUUUAAAAAUGAAUUCGUCACGAAAUUAUCACGUAAUCUAUAGCCCCAUCUAACGGAUAAUAUUCUCUGCGAUAAUAACUGCCAACCUACUUGUAUUUUAAUACAAUCAUACUCGACCAAUGAUUGUUAAAUUACUCACAGGCCGCAUCUGUAUAGAUUAGACUGUAACAAUAUAACACUGUCCGCAAUUCAAUUUUAUUUAUAUAAGUGAUUUACAAUGUGUUAGGUUUCGGCGAUGUUUGUAUGUGAUUCAUGUUACUUGUAAUUUGUAGUACGAAAAAACAAAAAUGUCAAGUGAAUAUGGAGCAUUAGAUGUGAAUGUGAAUUUGCCGAAGAGAGCAGUAAGUAACACUAUAGAGUUGCCACUGUUUUUGAAUAUGGUCGCAGUAUCAUUAAGCGGUGCUGCAUUAGGAAAUGUAAUUUUAUAUCGAUCGUGCGUCCACGCGCUGAAUUUUCCGGAAGAGGAAUGCCGGCCAUUUCUUUCACCGGUAAAAAAUAAUGAGACCAAUCAUUUAGAGGCCGAUGUUCAAAGAUAUGCCACAUUUGUAUCAACUGUUAAAAUGGUGUUGGAAGCCGUUGUACCGGCCUUCCUCUCGUUCUUCCUUGGUGCGUGGUCGGACACGUAUGGCAGGAAGCCUCUUAUGGUCUGGUCACUAUUAGGUUCAGCAAUAACGAGUAUGCUACUUGUUAUAUUUGGCUUGAUGGAUAACCUCGGUCCUUGGUGGUAUAUUGCGACAGUAAUACCAUUUUCUUUGACCGGUGGUUAUGUGGUUCUUUUCACGGGUGCGUAUUGUUACGUCAGUGAUACCAGUACCAGGGAGAACACAUCUUUAAGAAUGACAAUGGUGGACGCGACUGCAUCAUCGGGCAGCGUGAUUGGUUCCCUUUUAAGUUCUUAUUUGAUACUAUCUAUUGGAAACGUGUACCUUCUACUUUUGACGUCUACUUUGAACGUAUUCUCAUACGCAUUUACUAACAUCUAUAUAAAGGAGUCCUUAAAUGGUGCCUUACAGGGCGGAUCGUGGAGAGUGUUUGACCUGCUAUUAGUUAAGGACAUGUUUAGAGAAUGCUUUAAACGUCGUCCUGAUCACAAGAGAACGCAAAUUAUUUUAAUUUCAAUAACGAAAUUCCUCCUAAUAAUCGUGUUGUAUGGUACAAGCUCUUUAGAAUAUUUAUUUACAAGAACCCAAUUGCAUUGGUCAUUACAAGACUUUACUAAAUACUCAGCUCUAAGUACGUCGUUAUCUUUCGUCGGAGGAUUCUUCGGGAUAAUGGUUGUUCAGAAAAUUUUAGGAAUAGGAGAUAUUUCCUUCGCUAUAUUUGCGAUUCUUAGCACUAUAGCGGAAUAUGUCUUAAAGAUUUGUGCUAUAUCGUGGUGGUAUAUGUAUUUGGGUGCUCUAAUAUCCUUAUUUAAAGGACUGUCAAGCGCAUUAACACGUUCUUACAUAAGUAAAAUCCUGCCAUCAGAAGAUGUAGCAAAAAUAUUCGCACUGGUGUGUGGAUUUGAAGGUUUCGCACCACUUUUAGCGCCAUUGAUCUAUAACUCUUUAUAUGCAGCGACUCUGGCAACACUGCCCGGCGCCAUUUAUAUACUAAGCAGUAUAUUUUCGUUGGUCUGUGUCGUAAUGUUGGGAUUCGUACAAUACUAUUACUGGAGAGGAUCGGGAGCGAAUUAUCAACGUAUUAAUUCUGAUUAAAUGCUGAAGAUGACAUCAUAACGGUUUUGAUAAAUGAACAACAAAUAAAGUACUUCGCAUAAUUA